Messenger RNA from Trypanosoma brucei brucei TREU927, 4614 nucleotides. RefSeq lists its product as hypothetical. The transcript has a single exon. The record is from RefSeq and is a predicted model, not a curated record. Lineage: Eukaryota; Euglenozoa; Kinetoplastea; Trypanosomatida; Trypanosomatidae. Bases 1 to 4614 code for a protein of 1537 amino acids. Gene Ontology annotation, molecular function: protein binding.
AUGUUUGCCUCCCAAUCAAUCAGCCUCUACAAGGAAUGCUGUCAAUUUUAUAAUGUCAAACCAAACACAGAGAUUCUUCAGCAGGUGGACACACCACAGCUCAUGUUGGAGGAGAUUGACGCCUCCCGAACGCUCCUUGGCGAGCUUGGCGUAAAGGCGUUGCUUGACUGCAUUUCCUGCCACGUGGGGAUUCGAAGGGUGGUGCUAAAAAAAAAUGGCCUGUCUACCACUUGUGUUGAGCAUCUCUGUAGGUUUCUACGCGGCUCCCGCUACGUUUGUCAUGUUGAUGUAUCUGAGAAUCCUAUGAACGUGGCCGCCGCGCGGGUGCUAUGGGAGACCGCGCGGAUUGUACCAACACUGACGGAAAUUAAUGUUGAGAAGUGCGAAUUAGAGGAUGAGUGGCCGCGCCGAUUGGAGCGGUGCUGCAAGUCCAACGAGGAAACACAGGCAGCGGUUAUCGCACCAUGUGCGGAGGAUCUGAAUCCAAUGCAAUGGGAUGUUGUGUUUGUUGCGGUGGCCGGACCUGCCUCAUAUGUGGAGAAGUAUUCAACCGAGAUAUUGCCCCCUGUAAGCAGUCUUCUCGCGCAGUAUAGACUUCGCGUUUGUUUACUAGCAAUCGAUGAAAAUGAUACGCCGGACGUGGCGGUUGCGAAAAUAGAGCGGUGCGCCGAGAGGUAUAAUCACGGUUUGAGUUGGUGUGUUGCGCUCGUGGACGACGCCGUGCCAUGGAAUGAGGCUGCACUGAAGGCCGUUAUGGCAACAGUUCAGCAAACACGACCCAUUACAAAGCCGCUCAAGGACAAAUUUGGCGCCAUAUGUAGUCCCGCGAUAAAGUGCGUUACCAACUUUUUUGUGUACGAUGUAACAUUACUGAGCGAAUCAGAUGAGAAAGGGGAAGAGAAACCGGACACUGCAGGAGUAGUUGAGGUGCCUCCGGAAAAGUGGUUUCCAGCGGUGAACUGGGACGAAGUUGGAGACUGCGAUGUUCCAUCGGCAGUGCGUUUGAGAACCAAGAAUUGCUGGAAGGUCCGCUGUCAGAGUGAUCUAUACUGUGCAUUGACUGAUGUCUUCUCGCGGAAAUUCACCAUGGAGGAGGGUUCUCAGAACGAAGAGAAGGAGGUUGACGAGGAGAAGGCGUACAUUCUGACUAGCGAAAAAGAGUCCCUGUUCUCAUCAUACCCAAUGUGCAAAGAGAUAGUAUUGCACGUGGAGAAACGUUUGUGGAGCACAUGCGUACCUAUUGUUCUUAUCGGAACGGACGUGAAGGCUCACAACAAUGUCCUCUCGUGGUUGGCUAACAAGUAUGCGGAAAGUGGCCCUAUGAAGGUGGUGUUUUACCCUUAUAAACGUGACAACCGUAGUAUGGUUGUGUUUUUGAGUUAUCUUCUUGGCGUGCUGUCCAAAUCCCCCAUGGAGUUGUACCUUUCUCUUGAUACGUUAUGCAAUGAAGUCCAUGAUGCAAUUAGUCACUACGAGGACGAGCCGUUGUUAAUGAUCAUUCCAUCGAUGGACACACUUGAUAGCUGCGGAAACGACUACUGCUGUAGCCUGGAUUGGUUGCCCUCGACCCUGCCUCCUAAAAUUACCCUUGUUGUCUCAAUUAAAACAGAGAGUCCCAUUCUAGUCGCCUUUCGCAAGCGACUUCCUCAACCGUUUGAAGUGUUAAACGCCCCACUUCCAGACGAGGUGCGUUCAUGGCUCUUUACUGAAGAACUUGUGCGGCGCGGCAUAUUAGGGGGAACUGCAGGUGGACAUCAGGAGGAUGGCGGGGACACCUCUAACUGUGAAGCAUGGAAAAGAGUGGUGGGUAACGCAUUCUUGAAUAAGGAUGGGUCCAAGUUUACAAGUUUUGACACUUACGCAGCAUCACUUCUUUUCCGCUUCUCACUAACUACCGACUCAGAGGAUGUCACCUUCUUCCUCCCCUCGGAGGUCCCUAAUACGAUGAGGGAGCUGUUGGUUAAGCUUCUGAAGGUCCACGAAGACCAGGGAGAUCCUCUUACUGUGCGCUACGUCCUCACAUGCCUUGCUGCGGCUUCCCUGCCUGUCACAGAGGUUGUAUGCGUGUGUGAAGAUCUCGGGCCAUGCCCACGCAAUAAAACGAUCCCAGUUCUUCUCAUGCUCAUUGAUGACGGCAUUGUGGAAAUUCACGGUGGUUCUGUGGCGCAUUUGGCGGGGCCAGAGGUACACGAGGUUGUGAACUCCCUCUACAGCGAUUUGUUGGAUAAUGUCAAUGCAUUGGUGGAAAAUCAUUUGUAUCGCCUAGUCAAAACACGGAGCCCUGAUCUCUCUCUGUGUUUCAGGCAAAUUGGACCUCUCAUUUUUGUCAACGGUAGUUUUGAGAACGCGUACUCGCUCAUUUUGGAUGCCAGUAUAAUGGAUGCCGCUUUUUCUAGAGAAAAGAGCAAUACCCAAUAUGCCAUUGACAUCAUUUUCCGUCUCUUGAAUUCCUAUCGACUCCUGUCGCAGCUGCACGAUGGGGAGUACUUUGUGUUCGAUAAGCAGGAUCAGAGCCAACGCCGUUCCGCCCUGCUGAAUGCGGCUAAAGAUAUUCAAUCAUUUGACUGUUUCUUUUUUCAGUCCGCGCUUCAGUUGUCGGAGGUUUCGCCAUAUUACAGAGACGCCUCCACUUCAGAGGAAGUGCCAUAUUCGGUGCUUGCACCUCUGAACACGGCUGGGGAGGAGGGCUCCUCAAUUUCCAUCCCCGUCAAUGAAACGCCGAUUUAUGUUCACUUGCGUGAGAAAUACCUCGUGAUAUCGACUAAAACAACUGUGUUUGUGUACUCCACUGGGAAUUUCGAUAAGGUAGUUGCCACGUUUGACACUACUUGCAACAAAGACGCCGUUUUCCAGGGUGCGCUCAGCGCUUGUGGUACCCGCAUUGUUUUGAUAUGGGACAGACAUCUCGCAACGUUUGACUUUUUGACGGGUGGUCACUCUAAUGUUGAUGAUGUCACCGCUACACUGUCUGACAGGGCACUCGACGUGUUGGGGACUAAUAUUGCUGUACAGCAUAAUUUGAGCAAAUCUCUCUCAAUUAUGGACCUGACUAAGAAAAAUAAAGUCAUAAUAUUACCAACCCUAGAGGCGGAGGCACGUGAAGCAUACUUUUUCGGUAGUUCCGUCCUCGCUACCAGUUUGUACGAUUUAUUUAUUAUCAGGGGAUGCAGGGUGCAGAAACUUUCACAUACGGGGGUAAUCCGAUGUGUGGCUUUCCCCGCAAGCGAUCGUCUCAUUGCCUCGUCAGUGGACGAAGACAUAUGGAUUUGGUCCGGCGCUGGCGAGCUUUUACACAUUGCUAAUGCUGGGCGAACCCCUAUUGAAGAACUUUACCUCAAUUCUAACGGUGGGCAACUGCUCUCCAGGCAGCAAGAGGGACUGAAAUUGUGGGAGACGUCCAGCGGAAGGUUCAAGAAAUUGGAUCAGCUGUUCGACGAAAUCCCCACGCAGUUGCUCAUAACGGGGAGUGAUUCCUUCAUCAUUGCUUUGUGUGGUUAUUACCUUUAUGUGUGGGAUGCCAGCACCCGGCGACCUGUGGGUGUCCUCACGUGCGCCAUCGGGGCAAUUACCUUUGUGCAAGAACGGAAUCAACUGGUCAUGGCACUUACUUCUCGGAAUGAAGUGAAAGUGUGGCGUCUGGGUGACAACCCAUUCCUCUCCACGAAGGUGCUCCAGAAGAAGUCCUUGUCGUCCAAUUGGCGGUUAAGCGGUAAAUUGUCAGCUGUGUCAAUUGAACGUAUUACCGCAAAUUCCAAAGGAACACUUUUCGCGGCUUUGGACUCCGACGGCGCAUUGUUGCUUCAACCAACGAAAGGCGGUCCACCAACUGUCUGCGCUGUCAAAGAGGUCGAGGGCAUGGUGUUCCUCUGUAACUAUCUCGUGUUCUCUUUUAAGGAAAAGGCGGGGUGUUUUUGUUACAUUGAUCUGGAUGAAGAGGAGUUCAAAGUAUCGGAAAUGCUUCUGCCGACUGAUGCAAGAGAAAAAGCUUCACUGGACUUUGUAGCCGACCCGGACGACAGGUACCUUGCCGUUGUUUCAAACUUCGAUAAAGGAUCUACACUUUACGUGUACGAGGUGUCCACCUGGUCCCUACUGAACCAGUUUAUUGGACACAGCGGCCACGUUUUUUAUGGCUUCUUUGUCGAAGAUGUUUUGAUCAGUGUCUGCAAGGAUCUCACGGUGCGCUGCUGGAGUCUUCAAAAUCACGCAGAGAGGACUUCCUACAAGCAUCCCUUCCAAAUAGCAGCCGCAGCGCGUGACACAGAAUCACCGGUGGUCUCACUCUUCUUUUUCGAUGUUUAUUUCCAUCUCUUUCAUCUACACGUAGAUGGUGUUGACUCUUCCGCUCGUUUCGAAGUGCAGAAGGUCUCCACAUUACCCCCACCAGCAACUCUGAAGCCUGUGCAAUGCGUUUACGUUUCAGGGUUGGUUGUGGUAGUGGCCGGGUGCGGAUCAGUUUUCCUGGUGAAUGUCAGGCGGGGGGGAGCAGCGACCAAGUUAUCAAAUUACAAAUGCCUCUGCGUUGCUACAUAUAAGAACGGUCCUGAGUCAUUCGUGCUGACUGGCCACACAACCGGCGAGGUUCUCCUGAACGGCGUUCGCCACGGGCCAUAA